GCGCCUUUUCAGAGGGUCGAUGAAGUUUAGACGCUAAAAAAAAUCUGCUGGCUCCCGAGAUCGAGAACGCGCUCUGAGUCGCUUCCCCAGCAUGUGUUUACUCCUAAAAGUUCCUGUCACUGUACUAGCAGGAAUAUGUCUGCUGUAACGCCUCCUGUAAAUGGCCGACAUGUUUCUCAUCGACGUGAGUUAGAAGAGCUACCAACGGAAAACCGGAGAAGACUGCAUAUUCCUCCGCCUGUCCAGAGUGGAAGGCAGGCACCACUGCACAGCCAGCGGCACCGGACUGAUGUCAGCCAGAACCGCCCUCGAACUGAUCCCAGUGCAACAUGGUCCCGCACAGAUGACCCCAGUACCAGAGAGCCUCUGUUGGACGACUGUGAGCGAAUGGGGACUCUGUUUGGUUCGCUCAACAAGUGUCUGCGGGGAAUGGGCUUCAGCCAGAUGUACUUUGGGGACAAAACAGUGGAGCCUGUCGUGAUCGUCUUCUUCUGGCUGCUGCUCUGGUUCCUGGGCAUCCAGGCCUUAGGACUGGUGGGAACUCUGUGUAUUAUCAUCAUCUACAUCCAGAAGUAAUGUUGAUGAUUUGAGUGAUGCUUGCUGAAACUCUGCAGGGGCCUGUACUUAUACACUCUUGGUGAUUUAUGAUGCUUUAUAAUUCUGCAAGUGAUUGUUCAUCUGGAGCCUUCACUUGCUUUCCACAGUUGAUGCAAACAAUGGAGACUGAUUAAAGAAAAAAAAAACAGCACAGAGUCAGAUUAAUGGAUUUGAUCGUCUACUGCAGAGGAGGCUGCGUCAGUUUGGGGUAUUUUUGUGGCUGGUUUGAUUGCAUGCACAUUUAUAUUCAUGUACAUUUUUGGGAGAAAUAUUAAAUGAAUCCCACAAA
Messenger RNA from Oreochromis aureus, 886 nucleotides. It is a transcript of the gene fam241a, whose product is annotated as family with sequence similarity 241 member A. The transcript is spliced from 2 exons. Lineage: Eukaryota; Metazoa; Chordata; Actinopteri; Cichliformes; Cichlidae. Gene Ontology annotation, cellular component: intracellular membrane-bounded organelle. The record is from RefSeq and is a predicted model, not a curated record. The coding region runs from base 136 to 576 and encodes 146 amino acids.